This is a messenger RNA of Serinus canaria (Common canary), 5330 nucleotides long. It is a transcript of the gene BEND3, whose product is annotated as BEN domain containing 3. The record is from RefSeq and is a predicted model, not a curated record. Gene Ontology annotation, molecular function: DNA binding. Gene Ontology annotation, biological process: rDNA heterochromatin formation. Gene Ontology annotation, cellular component: heterochromatin. Lineage: Eukaryota; Metazoa; Chordata; Aves; Passeriformes; Fringillidae.
UUGUAAAGCAAUAAUAUUCCAGGGCCAGAUAAGCAUAAUGCUGCGUGUAGAGGAGCAUGAGCAGAGCGUGACAGUUUGCCAGUCACCCGCUCACCAGUUGAGAGUGUCAGUUUGCAGCUGCAUGCCCUGUAAGGGUCAGUGGUAUCUGACUAAGUUGUUUGCUUUGUAGAUCUCCAAAGAUUUAGAAUAUCUUUUAGGAACACGUCCAGAGAUUGAUGUUUGCCCCCAAGUAACUUGCAAAAUUAGUUGUCAAGUAAACAGAAAUACGGAUGAGUUUUUCACAUGAGAAGUAACACUAAAAUCAUGCUAGCAUAAUACAUAUAUUUGCUUUUCCCUACAAAAACCACACUGUUUAGAGGCUGACAGAGAAAAAGGACUGUGUGCAUUAUUCUGCUGGAAUUGAUGCAAUUUAUACCAAAAGAUCAAAGAUUUUUAAAUGAAAAGUUUUCAAAUAAAAACUUACUCCAGGAUGUAUGUUACUAUUAAUGAUGAAUUUCUUUCUGUGAUGACUUUGUGUCAACCACAAGGACAAUAUGAAAAUAUUUGACUGUAAUAAUAGUGUUUUUGUACAGGGGGAAGACUUUAAUACCAUUAAUUUACAUUUAUAUACUGCCAAGACACUACAGAGAAGGUUUGAAUGACUUUUACGUUUCUGUGUACCAGAAAAAGAGCUUUAAAUAGUGCCCUACCUGCUGUGUGUUCUCAACAAUAUAGUUUGCCUGUUGACGGGUCUAUAGAUGGCCAUGAAAGUUACUGAAAAUAACUAGUUAUUACAAACAUACAGACUGGAAAGACUGGGAGUCAUCUGUGGGCUGUUAACUCAAUACUUCUAGAUGAAAAGUAAUUGCAACUAGAGAUGUAGAUAUUCCUUGAUUCCAGAAGAUGCUGAUAUUUAUUUUUGUACUUUUGUUUUAUUCUUUAGUGAGAUAGAAGAUGAAUUCAGCUGAAAUCACUGAUGAUGAUGAAGUAAAAAUUCCUAAAAAUGUGAAAGUAGAAACAGAAAAUGAAGAUGAAGCUCUAGACUGCUCAGUAACUUCCAGAUCUGCUGAGAAACACUCACUGGAUGGUGCAGUGACUUGCCUACAGGAUUCCAGCAAACGGAAACAGACCUCCCUUGGCUGUGAUGGGUCAGGAGGCCAGCAGGAUGCCUUACCCAGCGUGAAGAAGAGACGCUUUACACAAGAGGGCUCCCUUUCAAACAUGAGGAACAGAGAUGCUGGCUCACCCACUCAGGUAAAUGCAGAGCAGCCAAGCAAGAACAAGAAUUCUAACGUAACAUGGCUCUGUGAAGAAGAAUCCUUCAGUGACAUAAUCACUCCAUCUUAUAAAAAACCUCUCUAUGGCAUCUCACACAAAAUCACAGAGAAGAAGAACCCACCAGGAGCAGAGCAGUUUGCUUCUUACGACUUGUUUGAAAAAAUCAACCCCAGCAGUCCCUCACAAAUUCGGACUUUGAGCGAUCAACGCAAAAGAGACUCUGCCAUUGCAGUAGCAGCAGCCACAGCAGAUUCAGAAUCAAAUAUAUAUUCUUUGAUACAGAAAAUGUUUUACACGCUGAACACGCUCAACACCAAUAUGACUCAGCUUCACAGUAAAGUUGACCUGUUGUCUCUGGAGGUUAGCAGAAUUAAAAAGCAAGUCAGUCCAGCAGAGUCUGUUGCUGACUUCAAGCCUCCUCCGGAGUACCAGCUGACUUCUACAGAACUCAAACAAAUCAUGGAUCAAAGCACAUCGGGUGGAGACCUGGCUUGCCGGUUGCUCGUGCAGCUCUUCCCAGAGCUCUUCAGUGACGAUGAGUUCGGCAGGAGUUGCAGUGCAUGUGGCUUUCUCAACAAAAGGAAACUUGAAUCUCUUCAUCUGCAGCUUAUUCGUAACUAUGUGGAAGUUUGUUAUCCUUCUGUGAAGAAUACAGCUGUGUGGCAGUUGGAGUGUUUGCCUCAAGUCAAUGAUUUUUUCAAUAGAUUUUGGGCUCAAAGGGAAAUGGAAAACAGUCAGCAGAAUGUGCAAUCAUCCAGUUUUUAUGAGACUGAGCAGGUCGAAUCCUCUCAUUUUAUGGAGGAUAAAGAGCAGGAAGAAGCUUUGUCCUUGGACAGGAGUAAUGUCAUUGCCUCAGAUUACAUGCUGGAUGCUCAGGAUCUCAAUGAAUUUUUAGAUGAAGCUUCUUCACCAGGAGAGUUUUCUGUUUUUUUGUUACACAGACUGUUUCCAGAACUCUUUGACCACAGAAAAUUAGCUGAAAGGUACAGCUGCUUUGGAGACUCUGGAAAACAACUGCUGGAUCCUCAUCGGCUUCAAAUAAUCCGUAGGUACACUGAAAUUUACUUUCCAGACGUGCAAGAAGAGGAAGCCUGGUUGCAGCAGUGUGUUCAGCGAAUAAAUGAUGAGCUUGAAAGUAUGUAUAUGGAUGGAAGUGAAUGUGACCAGAUGAGAGAUGACUGUUACGAUUCUUCUAGUUUACCAGAUGAUGUAUCAAUCAUAAAAGUGGAAGACAGUUUUGAAUAUGAAAAGCCUGGCAGACGGUCCAAAAAAAUUUGGCUUGUACCCAUAGAUUUUGACAAACUUGACUUUCCCCCUCCUGAUUUUGAUGUCCCUGUCCCGGACUACCUGUUGAACAAAGAGCAGAUUAAAAGCAUAUAUGAAAGCAGUCUUUCCAUAGGCAACUUUGCUUCCCGAUUACUUGUUCUCCUAUUUCCUGAACUAUUUACUCAUGAAAACUUACGGAAGCAAUACAACUGUAGCGGAUCUUUGGGCAAGAAACAGCUUGACCCCACUAGAAUUAAAUUAAUUCGACAUUAUGUGCAGAUACUGUACCCCAGAGCAAAGAAUGACAGAGUGUGGACAUUGGAGUUUGUUGGGAAGCUCGACGAGAGGUGUCGACGAAGAGACACGGAGCAAAGGCGCUCAUACCAACAGCAACGGAAAAUCCACGUGCCAGGGCCUGACAGGAGGGAAUUUCUCACCUAUGCAAUAAACCCUGAGAGAUUUCGGGAAGAAUUUGAAGGGCCGCCACUGCCACCAGAAAGAAGCAGCAAGGAUUUUUGCAAGAUACCACUCGAUGAACUUGUUGUUCCUAAUCCAGACUUCCCUGUGCCUUCUCUGUAUUUGCUGUCUGACAAGGAGAUAAGAGAGAUUGUGCAGCAGAGCCUGUCGGUCGGCAACUUUGCUGCCAGGCUUCUUGUAAGACUCUUUCCUGAACUCUUUACUCCGGAGAAUCUGAGACUGCAGUACAACCAUUCAGGUGCUUGUAAUAAAAAACAGCUUGAUCCCAUCAGACUGAGACUGAUCCGUCAUUAUGUGGAGGCAGUUUAUCCUGUGGAGAAAAUGGAAGAAGUGUGGCAUUAUGAAUGUAUACCGAGCAUCGAUGAAAGGUGCCGGCGUCCUAACAGAAAAAAGUGUGAUAUACUGAAAAAAGCUAAGAAAGCAAAAAAAGUGACAGGCUCUUUAAACUGCUAAGACUUUGACCACUAAAUUAUUGUCAAGAGUAUGCUUUGGUUUAGACUGAAGGGCCUGUCGGGAGCUGAGGGUUCUCAGCACCUGGGACAGUCAGGCACUAAAUUUGUUGCGUUUCAGUGUGAGUGUUGCAUUUCUGUUGGUGCCGCAGCAGUGGGAAGUGGCUGACUACAUUUGUACAUGGGUAAAGACCAUCAGUGACAGCUAUCAGUGACUCGCUAAGAGCAUGAUAUUCACUGGUGCAAAUACAUGUAUUGAAACUAUUGCUCCACUCCCCAUUUCUGCAUCUUCCUUUUCUAUCACUUUCUAAUAAUAAAGAAUUUUUUUUUUAUGGUUGUGCUCUUCAAGAGCAGUUUUUCAUUAUACCAUUAUAAACAGUAUUUUUAAUUAAUUCAGAUUUUUGACUAAGUUUAAUUUAAAUUUGAAUGUGCCAUUUUCAUUUGAAAUCAUUGGAAUAUUAGACUUUGCUUUUACAGUAACUUCAGCCUCACACUUGUUUUGUUCUUCAUGAUAUUGAGGUACUGGAAGGUUUAAUACUGUGUCAAAGAGUGGGUCAGAAUGGUGUCAUUUGCAUUUUUGACUGUUACAUUGGUUUUAUUUCUAAAAUCAAGAACUUCUGUUAAGAAUUGAGACAUGAGCAUAGAAACCAUGGGAAUGGGUUUAUGGAUUUUUUUUGCAUUGGCACCACAAGCUUGAUCCUGCUCCCUUGAGUUCUGUUAUUGUUUUGUCCAGUGUAACUGCUGGAGCAACUGAGGGUUGCUUGUCUUGGGUAAAGCCAGCAGAACAGAUCCAAGCCUAUACCCAUGGAAUGUCUUCCCAUCAUCUGCUUGCCACCGUGUUUGUAAAAUAGCAGAAGCAACAGCAACAUCAAAAAGACCUGAAACAAGAACUUAAAAAAAAAUUAGACCUUACUUUCUAUCAAAAUCAUGAUUCCAAUGGUUUCCAGUGUUGACAUUGAAUUUCAUGUAUAAAAAGUAUAUGCAAAGAUUGGUUUUGUGGUGAAAUCCAGUGUUUCAGGGUCCCAGCAUAUGAGCUGUGGUAAUGUAACUUACUCUUUCCAUGAAUGCAGCAGCAUCUGGAUAUCUGGGUGUAGGGAUAUGGAACUCCCUCACUUUGCCAAAUUGUUUUAGUGUAAUUAGUAGCUCUUUGGAGACAUAACUGUGUAUGUAUAACUUAGGUUCAUAUGGUCAAGUUUGCAUUAUUAAUAUCUUCAAGUAACAAAGACCAUCCAGAACCCAACAUGAAUUUGCUGUAUGACUUGUCACUGGAGAGUGCUGCUUUAAAACUAGUUUUCUCUUUCUUUAAAAAAAAAAAUAAUACUGAUAGAAAUGGUGAGAGAGAGUCAAUUAUGGAUUCUUAAUACAGUAAAGACAGUGGUUGCCUACAGAGCAUCACUGGAACACCUUGGAGCAAUUUUUGAUGUUCUCUGUGGUCCUUUUCUGUUGUUUACUUAGAUGGGUCAUAGCAAAUUUUAAGUCAGUUCCAAUGUAAUUUUCUAUUUUAGCAUUUGUAAGGAAGUACAAAAUAUUUGAUAUUUUUACUUCAGAUUUUUAGAAUAUAUUGUUCGUAGACUCAUAUUGAUCCCUUUAAAAGGAAAACAAAAUGGUUUUUCCUGAUGGCAAGAACUAGUAAAUGUAUUGUGUUAAACUGGGAGUAAAUCAUAGUUAGUAGCAUUUGCUCAUUUUGCCCAUAUGCUAGAAACAUUCUCAGAGAAUGUAUGAAAAAAAGUCAUGAAUGUACUAAACAACACAUUGAUACUGUUUAUAUUCAUUUAAAUGUUUCCUGUUGGUUUACGUAAUAGCAGACCAUACUCAAAAUGGAUAUCAGAGCAAAUACGGCUAUAAUAAAUUGAAAUAAUUUUACCAAAGAUAAAGAACCGA